Messenger RNA from Ostertagia ostertagi, 327 nucleotides. The record is from the annotation of a GenBank genome assembly. Lineage: Eukaryota; Metazoa; Nematoda; Chromadorea; Rhabditida; Trichostrongylidae.
AUGUCGUGGCGAGAGCUGAUUUUGCUGGUUGGAUUCACUACACUUUUUGGUGGAACUGCCGGCGAUGACCACUCGGAUUCCUUUUGCGCUGACGUCAAUCCUCUUGUUGACGACAUUCAGAGGUACAGAAUUAUACAAUGGCAUACGGAAAUGAGGGAAGAGAUCGCAAGAGGACUGGCCCAGAAUCAUCACGGCGAACUACUACCACCAGCUAAAAAUCUUUACAUAAUGAGGUGGAACUGCUCGCUUGAAGCUUUAGCACGAGAACAAACUCACAGUUGUCAUCACUCAGUGAACACUUCUCUUCCAUAUGGUCAAAACAUCAUG